Molecule: messenger RNA, 834 nt
Organism: Hyaloperonospora brassicae
Lineage: Eukaryota; Oomycota; Peronosporomycetes; Peronosporales; Peronosporaceae
Source: the annotation of a GenBank genome assembly
AUGCAGGAUCACGACGCAGAGGCGCUGGAGGAGGCACUGGCGUUUCUCACAGACCACGGAACAUCAGCCGAGUGGAUAUUAGACGAGGAUGCGAUGACGAGCCUAGCAGAAAUAAGUUGUGACGACUACAUUGGCAACUUGCUGGAUGAUGGAGACCUGAUUGACCUAGAGCUGCCGACACUAAGAGAGCAAACUUUUCCGGACACACCGGACAAUUUCUCGCAAAAGGACACCAUCACCAGCGAACAGUCUUCAAUCACCUAUGUGACGUCUGACAACAGGCGAUGCUUCUCAUCGGAUAGUCACAUCACCUUCUCGAGCAACCCAGCGCAACACCUUCAACAUACAAAAGAGACUGAGCGAGUGCAAAAGUACUCGAAUCGUUCACGAGAUGCGCGUCGGGCAGAACUGGUGCAUCUCCGUCAAAAGGUUAAAGACUUGCAGCUACAACUUGACCAGAUAUUCGACACGCACACACCGCAGACUAUAUCGGCCUCGUUUUCAUCCGUUGCGGCGCCGCCAUUAGCCACGGAGCCGAAAGAUGUGAUAGUAACUGACAGGCUUACAGCUAUGCUCGAGGCAAAACGGUCGACUAGUAAACUACCCGUAGCUUUUUCUUGUGUUGCAGCUCCUGACGCGUCGUCAGCUCACUCGGCCGCGGUAUGGUGGGACAUGGCACAGCAACAAGCGUUUGAACGACAAAAGGUGGAGCGUGAGAACGUGCGACUGAAAGUGGCAUUGGAAAAGCAGACCAAGGUGCUCAAGUGUCUAACGCGUGCUCUUAGAGAGCGUCAACACAAAAAGGAACGGUAUAAUGGCUUUUGCACACAGUAG